AUGAAGCGCAUCAUUGCUCUUUUCUUUGCUGUUCUUGCUGUCGUUGCUAUUGCGGUUGCUCAGGAUAUGAUUAUCAACGUAGGAGAUGGUGGUCUAAAUUUCAACCCAGCCACAGCCACCAUCACCGCUGGUUCUAUUAUCACCUUCAAGUGGGCAAUUUUCAAGGUCACCGCUAAUAAGAGCAAGCUGUGGUUCAUGUGUGGUGUCCCUGGACAUUGUGAAGCAGGAAUGAAAUUGGCUCUCACGGUUAGAAAUGUAACUGACAAACUUUACCAAGAGAUAGGAAAUGUUGAUUUACCAGCCAUUGGAAGGUAG
Paraglomus occultum is the source of this 315-nucleotide messenger RNA. NCBI's taxonomy places the organism in Eukaryota, Fungi, Glomeromycota, Glomeromycetes, Paraglomerales, Paraglomeraceae. The record is from the annotation of a GenBank genome assembly.